AUGACCGAUCAGCAGGGGACGACUUUGAAAUCUGACGACGAUGAUGGCUACUGUUCAAGGUGCAGUCUCGAUAGCCCUAUACAGGUCAGCAAGGCCGACCAACAUGCUCUAGUGCCAUCACCCAACAAAACUGUGGGUGUAGAUGAGAAUGAUUGCUCUAACAAAGGGACAGAAAAUGUUGAUGGGGCUACUUCAUCUUCACUGUUGGUGUUUGAAUCGUCUUCGUCAUCAUUAUCAGCAUCAUCAUCUCUGUUACCGUCUUCUUCAGCUGGUCCUAGCAGUUUCCUGGAAGUGAUGUUGACAAGAAGCGAUUGGAGCCAGUCGAGCCUGUCACAACCAUCUGAAUGUUCUAGCAACUAUCCAACUGGCAUGACUUCUAGCGAGAUAUUGGGAACAGAGAACAAUAGGACCGUUGCUUUCUUCAACAACAUCACCUCUUGCAAUGAUAUUAAUGGAGGGAGUGUCGUGAUGAAGAAUUCAAAUAAUGUUUCUGUUGUUGAUGUGCAGUCCAAUAAGAAGAUGAUACUGAGUAACGAAGAUGGGACGGCUGAUUCGUUCGAUGUUGAACCGAGGAAGAUGAUAAAACUGAUGCCUUCUUCGUCGUCACAGAAUUUACUAUUUUACACUAGAAAGUCAGCACUUGGGGGCUUGGUUGUCAGCUCAAAACCACUCAUAAAUAAUAAUAGCAUCAGCAACAACCACAAUAUCAACAACAACGUAGUCAGCAGCAAUGGUAGCAUGCCAAAAAUUAUAAAGGGCAACUCAAACUACAAUUCUACAAUUCUCAUUAAGAAUAACAAUCCUCGUUUGAUGUGUGGUCUGUCGACGUCGUCAGCAACUACAUCCUCAUCAUCAUUGGCAUCAGCAGUUAUAACACCAAGGUUACAUUCAUUUGCUAGCAACAACCUUUUGAAGGCCCGUCUGUCUCUAUUGUCGAAGAAUGAUACUCAGUGUCAGAUCAGCAAUGGAGUUGUCAAGACUUUAAACAGCGGCAACAACAUCAACUACAAUAUCAUCAACAACAACAACAAUCUGACGAGUGCCACUAAUUGGAGCAGGACCCCUCUACUUGUGUCUGCUCAGAAGACUUGCACAUCAGCUCGAACCAGCCAGCCCUACAGCAAGAGUUUGAAGGUGGGUCUUUCAGGUGCCAACAGUCAAUCAAAUGGCCAUCUGAAUUCAAUCAGUAGCCAAUCAAAAUCAUGUUGGCAUGUUGGCAGACAUGAACUGCAUCCAAUCAUCGAUCAUGAUUAUUGUGAGUUUUCAACAUUUAAUGCAGAAAUCCAGAGUGGGAUUAUCUUGAUGAGCAGUGAGACCCUUGCCAGGACAGAUCGCUUAAAUCUGAGAAGGAACAAAACUAUUUCAGUCCUCAACUCCUCCAAUCAAUCUUCUAAUCAAUCGAAUCAUCUCGCUUCACUGAACUGCACUCAUGAGCAGAGCAAACUACACUCCAUUGCUGCUAUUAAUGCUUCUAAGAAUGCACCACAUCACAGCAUCAACAGCAGCAUCAUCAAUACUAACAACACAAAUAAUAAUAAUUAUGGUAAGUUGAGUAACGCAACGUACAAGAAUAUUGAUGCAAGUCAAAGGAACAGCAUGACCCCUUCAACAGCCAGCAACAAGACAUCUUACGGCAGUGGUGGUCGUAGGCUUCACACGUCGGCAUCAUCGUCUUCAUUGUCAUCUAAAAAUGCAGUUGGUCGUCCAAAAUCUGUCUCUCAGAAGAUGGAUAGAAGCCAGUUGAAACUACAGCAUCCAAUAACGUCAUCAGCCACAGUACAGCAAUCAUCUGUCGGCUAUGACUCGUCUGAUGACAUUUCAUCUCCACCACUAACUGAAGAUAAAAAUUAUGUUAAGAUACCAGGGUCGUACCAAAAUGAUUUUGUAUACUUUGCAACGACGAGAGGACGCUCUUCGAGGAAGAGGUCAUCCGAGAGGAGAUCGACAAACGCAACAUCGUUGGCUUCUAAGGCAGCUGGUGACACUAACAAUAAUUCCAAAAUCACCAACAACAGCAGCACGCUGCUUGGCUCGACUUGUUAUAACAAGAGCUGUGACGAUGCAGUGGGGAGGAUGACAACAUCGAGCACCUCAUCAGCACUGUCGACAUUGAAUACAUUCGCAUGGUACAAGGAGAUGGCUACAACUGAUAAAUCAACCAGAUUUGGAACUCCAUCAAGCUCGAGCCAACAACAACAACAGCAGCAGCAGCAAUUUUCAACUGAUACCUUCAACAUUGAUGAUAUGACUAACUAUCUCUGCUCAACAUCAACUGAAGACUACAGUGGCAACAACAUGACCAACAAAAUGUUAACCAGUGAAUCGGAUGUUGUUGACCUGGUCAUGCAAAUGUUGCCUACGUCUGACCUCAUGUUGUCACCUCAUGUUGAUCUACAACAGCAGCCACAACAACAACCACAACAUUUAUUUUUCAACAGUAGCAGCAGUGAUGUCCAGCAACUACAAGCCCAGAAUUUAUUCUUCAGCACGAUGUCUGCCCCAUCUAUCAGUGAUAGCACUACUGAUUUGAUCAGUGACAGCAUUAUUAGCACUGGCAACAUUCAAAACACGAACGCUGAAGAUUAUCAUUCAGCGUUGAGUGCUUGCAUCACAGGCCAGCAGCAGGUCAAGAAGAAUGGCUGUGAUGGUGCCGAUAACACCAAGACAAGUGGACUGAGGUUUACAUGCGAUCAAACGGCUAAAGAUCAUAGUCUGGACUUUCCCAACUUUACAACAUCUUCACAGUUAUUGGAUGAAAUAAAUGAUAGUGACUUGCUUAUGACCAACGACAUGCCUCCGUGCAUCAAUGACUUCUUUCAAGUUUUCCACGACUCCUCAUCAGCAAAUGAUGUCAGUGCCAUCGUUGAUAACCACGAUGAUUGUAACAACGGGAACAACAACUAUGUAGUCGUCAACAAUCUUGGUGUAAAUAUUAAAAGUGAAGAUGCAAAUGUUGCUAAUAUAUCAAAUUACAUCAAUGACUGUUCAUCUAUUGAAGAUGAUGGUGACAUUAAUGUUACGACAGUUGAAGAUGACCACAACAGCAGCAGCAUAGAUGUAGUAAACAGUGAUAGAGACAUUGAGAGUGCAGACAGGUCGUAUGAUGAAAAGGUUGAUGACCAGUCACAGCAUGAGUUUAAACAGCACGAGUUGGUCCUCACAGAACCAGCAUUGAAUACUGUCCCCACUUCAAGAGCAACAUCAUUAAGAUCGUACGAUACCGACAACAUUGACUACAACAACAACUUCGACUUGGACGAUAGCAACAUCAUCACUCACGCGCAACAACAACACCGCACUCAGUCUAACAAAAAUCAGCAGUACCCACAGCAGAUGUUGGAGUGGCCAAAACACUUAACUUCAUCCUGCCAACUUUCUCCACCUCUUUCCAGCCCGUCAUCAUCUCUCUCUUCUCCGUCAUCACAAGUCACUCCCCCUGAAUUAACGUCAGUGAACGUGUACUGGAAUGACCUGCCUGGCCUACUUAUAAAUGGACACGAGUAUAUACGUUUGGUUGACAUACAUAAGCAGAUCAUGCCGGCAAAAGACACGGGCAUUUUAAAAAAGAGGUGUGCCAUGUUGAAUUUGAAGUUCACUUCAUGCUCCGAACUGCAGAGAGACUUCCUCAUACGCUACAUGAAUGCUGCCAAGUCCAAAUCAAAAAUAAUUGUGUCCAAGGAGGCUGCGCUUAUGCUCAUCAGCUUCUACGUCAAUCCAAAAGUUAGGAGUAGUGGCCACUCGAAAAGUUCAAAUGCUGUAACCAGUGCACAUCAGAGUCAAAGCAGGUCCAAGUACGGAGACAAAAGUGGUGAACGUGGGUCGGCCAGUGGUUCUCCUCUACAUCCCUCCGUCAACCACAACAGCAGCAGCAGCAGUACCUACUUUAAAUUUAACCAACAAGAUAGUGCUAGUAUUAAGAUUAUAUGUCAACCACAGACAGACAAAAAUAAAAAUGCAUCUGGGGUGAUUUCAGCCAAUCAGGCCUUGUCUAAAACAAGAACACUUUUGGAACCAGCCAAUCAAAAUCUGGAUCACAGCAUUAAGAGGUCAGCUCGUCUCCAAAAUAAGCGGUUCUCAUAUUUGGACAUGGUAAACAACUGUCUAUCCACCACAAAUAAAUCAGCCACAACUACAGAUCAACACAGCAAUAAUAGUAGGACUAUAAAAAGUCCUUGCAGCAUCAAACUUACAAGUCCUGACACUUCUCCUAGAUCCAAUAAAAAAAGGCAACAACAACAACAUGAUCAGUCAAAUAAAGUACAUCACCGCAUCAAAAGAAGCACCAACAAUUACGUCAGUGAUGACGGUGAUGCAACCUUUCUCACAUUGGCAUCGCCAGCCAACGAUUCGAAGGGGUCUGUGUGUUGCCAGCAGCAAACCAAAUCAAAGUCACUCGCGGCAACGACAUCAACCCCUGCCAAGAUGUACACCAUACACACUCGUCGGUGGUCACAUGACCACGAUAACGAUAACAAACAAAAUCACAAUGACAUCAUUAAAAUUACAAAUAGCUUCAAUUUUAAUUCGUCUCAUGAGUCGAAAAUUUUCGCACAUAUUGAUAACAACAAUAAUAAAAACAUCCACAAUAUUGGUGUUGUUCAACCGGCUGAUGCUAAAACUAGCGAUGGUGAUGACGAUGAGGACAACAAUAAGAGCGAUGUUGUUGUUGAUGAUGUCGUUGAGAAGGACGCCUGGGCAGAAGAAGAGCAUGGUUCUCCAGUUGAUGUUACUCAUGAAAGAAGUGGGCAGCAAGACCUCGCUGAUGUACCCCUUGGCUCUACUGCUCUGGAGGAGGGGGGUGCUUCCGACAGAGUUUCUUCUGUUGUUCGUAAUAUUGACGGGGAGGCUGAUGUUAACAAUGCAUGCACUGCUAAUAGUAAUAUUGCUGGUACUGUCGUUGAUGAUGAUUUUAAUUCUAUAAAUGCGCUUGUUGUUGCUCGUAGUGCACUGCAUACAUCUAAUCCAUCCACAAGUGGCGAUUGUGAUGAGACAAAAGUUCCAGGCUAUGAUUAUGGAGGUUUCUUAAAUCAUCAUCAGAAUGGCAUUGCUGACGUUGGCGAUGAUGGUGGUGGUGAUGAUGAUACCAUUCCUGAGAUCGAUGUCAAUGAAGAUGAUGAUGAUGAUGGUGCAGAUGAUUCAUCUGAAGGCAUCCAGGUGCACGUGGCUAACUUAUCAACACAGCAUUUCAAUGCUUCAUCUUCCAAUAAUACGUGCAAUGACGACAAACCAAGUUCAACUACUAAUCCAUGCAGAGGUAACAACACUCAUUCAUCCAACGAACCUCUCCUCACACCUUCUUACUCACUUAGAAAGAGGCGCGCGUCUCAAUCGAUCUGUGAAGCCGCCAACAACGAAGCAACUGCGGCUACUACUGCCUGUGAUCAUCCAUCGAAAUUAAGCAAGAGGUCAUGUGACUCCAACUCAUCCAAGGCAGUAGGCGGCAAAAGUGGCAGUAGGAGUAGUAGUACUGACAACGAAAGCAACAAUUUGAAGGUUAAAGUAAAGAAGUUUGUGAAACUGACAAAGGUGAGAAGUGCUCGAGAGAUUGUUAGGAAGAGAGAACUGAGGAAAGUUGUCGGCAGACCUAACAGGCAGGCCAACAGAAGAUUUGCCAUUUUGAAGUUUUAACUUCUGGUUUCAAAAUGACCUUUAUGUGAUUGAUUGAUCGAUUGGCUAAAUUUUUUUUGUUUUGUUUUAAAAUUUGAUCGAUCGAUUGAUUGAUUGAUUAAUUGUGUUUCAAAAAUUACUGUUGCUUCAUAAACCUUCUUUCUUUUUGUUCAUCGGAUUUUUAUUUUCAUUUUUGUAAGUUUGUAAAAAAAACAGCUGAUAAUUAGCUGAUUGAGUGGAUCAGAGCAGCUAGGUGCGCGUCUGUACUGUGCAUGAACACGGUUAGUGUUGCCGCUUGUUGACGUAUUCAAUAAUAUUUUGUUAUGCAUCGAUCAAUGAGAGACGAAUGAAGCGGACGAUGUGUCGGUUUGGAGGUUAGAUAGCUCAGCAUCUUCAGUCUUCUUCUAUAUUUCAAUUACAGAAUGUUUUUCUUCCAUAAGCAAUGGCAACAGACUUUAGUUCACUUUAAGUUUUUCCAUCUCCAGCUAGGAGCAGAUCUUCCCCUACUUGCUUUAGAUCAUUAUUUUUAUCCGGCUUAUUUUUUUAACUUUUGUUAUUGUUGCAACCAUUUUUUGUUACAAUUACUAUCGCUACUACUUUCAAUUCACUGAUCGUUUGUUGAAUCUUACACUGGUCCCACGGAAGUAUUGUAAAUAAUAGCUGAAUGUUUGAGAGCGUGUGAAUUAAUUAAUUAAACGAAUAAUUGUGUACAGCGGUUAUGGGUAUACAAAUAUGAUGCAGCGUAUGUGUUUCGUACAUGUAUACAUGCUGUUUUGCCAUAAGAUAACUAUGUAAUGUAUUAUAGGAUUAGUAUUUCCUAUUGUAAUGACUGUUGUAGAAAUACAGCUCGUUGUACUUAAAUCUAUGUUAAUGAAGAUUUUAUCGCUGGUUGAUCCGCUUAUUAUUAGUUAUUGUGUGUGUUGAAAGCUUCCACUGUGUGUUAUGAGAGGAGAGGCCAGUGAUUUAUUGUUUGUGUCAAUUCAGUCACGUUUCUACAUUUGUAUCGCAUAGCAUUAAUAAUUAUUUGGUUGGCUGGUGUGUUGGUGAGUGCAGAACACACAGUUGUCAUUUUGUACAUAUAAAUAUAUAUAUAAUGUGUACUGUCUUCGUGUGUAUGGACUAUAAUAUAAAGUACAUUAUUUGAUAUAUCUUGCUUUUAAAAUUUUAAUACUAUUGUUUGAUUUGGUUUAAAUUAGAAGGAUCGCUUGGUUGGUUUCUUAAUUGAAUCCAACUAGAGUAUAUACACCAUACGCGCAUACAAGAAGUUGUUAAGAAGAAUUGUACUUCAUUG
Molecule: messenger RNA, 6898 nt
Organism: Helobdella robusta
Lineage: Eukaryota; Metazoa; Annelida; Clitellata; Rhynchobdellida; Glossiphoniidae
Exons: 5
Coding region: 1-5628 (1875 amino acids)
Source: RefSeq, a predicted model, not a curated record